This is a messenger RNA of Auanema sp. JU1783, 771 nucleotides long. NCBI's taxonomy places the organism in Eukaryota, Metazoa, Nematoda, Chromadorea, Rhabditida, Rhabditidae. The record is from the annotation of a GenBank genome assembly.
AAAGAAGCCGACAUAACCAAAACCAUCAUCGCGAAGUUCCAUAAUGACCCGACGUUAGGAAUCCAUCAAGGAGUAUCCCGAACUAAGGACGCCGUCUCAAGAAGAUUCUACUGGACCAACAUGCAAGACGACAUCGCGGAUUACGUCAGAAGCUGCCUAGAUUGCCAACAACGCAAAAAGGAUCCACGCCAUAUGACUGUGGAACCACUAGGUACCUUUAUAAUCCCGACGAAACCUUUUGCUAGGAUCCACAUGGAUAUUAUGGGACCCUUCCCUAUUUCUCGCCAAGACAAUACCCAUGUUCUGUCAAUCCAGGACUCAUUCACCAAAUUUGCCGUUGCUAUUGCCGUCCCAAACAUCACUGCCGAAGUCGUCAUUGACCGCUUUCUACGUCAUUUCGUAUAUACAUUUGGACCACCAGCUCGACUCAUCACUGACAGAGGAUCUAAUUUCAUGUCUGCCAAAUUCCAAACCAUGUGCAAAACAAUUGGAAUCAAACAUGAACCGACUCUUCCUCACCAGAAGAACUCGAAUGGACAAGUUGAGAGACUUCAUCGAACUAUCGAAGAGUGUCUUACACACUAUCUACGAGAAGACCUUUCGGACUGGGAUCUAUUCCUUCCGAAAAUAGUAUUCGCUCUCAACAACCUCUCUAGCUCUACCACAGGAUUGUCUCCCUACAUUGCCUUAUUUGGAAAAGACUGCCGCAUUGCUCUUGAUGCCGAACUCAAUCCCCUCAAGGAUUACCAAGAAGAAACUCUGGAUACCCAG